UCAAUUCCCACCCGCAAACCUAAAGGGUUAAAAUCAUUUGCUCUGUCUUUUAAAGUCUAUGAUAAUCCCACAAACUCAGAUAACCAGAAUACAGCCACUUCAAGGGCACCACCACAGCAGGAAAAGGGACACACGGUUCGGCCGCACCCCAAACCCGAGGAAACAGGGCAGUGCAUUUCGGAAGCGGUAGGUACAGUGAUCGAAGGGACCGGAAGACUGCUGGGAGAUGCAGGCCAAACAGGCCCAGUAGCCGCAGAGGUUUCAGGAAGGGAAGCUGCUUGGGAUUCUGGGAGUCGUAGGCAAGACAGCUCCAAGACCUUAUGGGAGUCGUAGUCUCUGUAGCCACUUCCGUGCCGAGCUUCCGCACGUUCGGCAGUUUGGAGCUCCUGGGACCGCGUUCUGCCCAGGAGAAGCCCGCCCGCCCGGCCCACGCGAUGCCCGCCCCGCAGUGCGCCUCCUGCCACGCGGCCCGCGCCGCCCUCCGCCGCCCGCGCUCCGGUCAAGCCCUGUGCGGCGCCUGCUUCUGCACCGCCUUCGAGGCCGAGGUGCUGCACACGGUGCUGGCGGGCCGCCUGCUGCCGCCCGGCGCCGUGGUGGCCGUGGGCGCCUCGGGCGGCAAGGACUCCACGGUGCUGGCGCACGUGCUGCGCGCGCUGGCGCCGCGCCUGGGGGUGUCGCUGCAGCUGGUGGCGGUGGACGAGGGCAUCGGCGGCUACCGGGACGCGGCGCUGGCGGCCGUGCGGCGCCAGGCGGCGCGCUGGGAGCUCCCGCUCACCGUGGUGGCCUACGCAGACCUCUUCGGCGGCUGGACGAUGGACGCCGUGGCCCGCAGCACCGCCGGCUCCGGCCGCAGCCGCGCCUGCUGCACCUUCUGCGGGGUGCUGCGCCGCCGCGCGCUGGAGGAGGGGGCGCGCCUCGUGGGAGCCACGCACAUCGUGACGGGCCACAACGCGGACGACAUGGCGGAGACCGUGCUCAUGAACUUCCUGCGCGGCGACGCGGGCCGCCUGGCCCGGGGCGGAGGCCUGGGCUCGCGGGGCGAAGGGGGCGCCCUGCCGCGCUGCCGCCCGCUGCAGCUGGCCUCGCAGAAGGAGGUGGUGCUGUACGCGCACUUCCGCCGCCUCGACUACUUCUCCGAGGAGUGCGUGUACGCGCCCGAGGCCUUCCGCGGCCACGCGCGCGAGCUGCUCAAGCUGCUGGAGGCGGCGCGGCCGUCGGCGGCGCUGGACCUGGUGCACUCGGCCGAGCGCCUGGCGCUGGCCCCGUCCGCGCGGCCCCCGGCCCCUGGCGCCUGCUCCCGCUGCGGGGCGCUGGCCAGUCGCGCGCUCUGCCAGGCCUGCGCGCUGCUGGACGGCCUGGCCCGCGGCCGGCCCCGCCUGGCCAUCGGCAAGGGCCGCCGGGGCCUGGACGAGGCGGCACCGCCGCCCAGAGACGCGGGCCCUGCCGCGGGUGCAGAGCAGGGCGGCGAGUAAACAGUUCCCUGCGCCGGGCUGCGGGCGAUGCUGGCGGACGGAGCCGGUUCCCUGUGGCCCCGCGGAAGCCGGGGGCGCCCCCGCGGAAGCCGGGGGCGCCCCCGCUGAGGCCAGGGAGGAGGCGGCUGCGGCUGGAGCCCUGCGCCCCAGAGAGGAGGGGCCCGAACAGUUUUCCAUCCCGGAUCCAGUGGGAACCAGGGGGCUGCUUGUCCAGCCCCUCUGCGGUGUUCUCGGCUGCUAGGAUGGACCUCACCCUUCCCGGGCGCCUGCUGUGUGCCUGGUGUCAUGUUUUCCUGCAGUGGGGUAAGCAGAAUCCGUGACCUGAGGCAUUGACCGACCACGAUGCUUCCCUUGGAGUCUGCGCCGCCACCGGCUGGUUUCAGGCUCACCGCGACCUCGUUGGCUCUGCUGAGGUUCCCUGACUAGCCCGAGGCCACCUUGCUGGAGAGUGUCUGGACUGGGGGGUUGCACCCAUCAGGCUUUUCAAGACAGUGGAUUGGCCCCCUACCCCCUGCCCCCACCUGAUCUCCCCUGGUGUCUGUGUGACGGGUGGGGAGCAGCUGGUGGCUCCGCAAGACUCGGAUCCUGUAGGCACGGCUGGGUGAGCCUGGGUCAGUGACUUUUCCUCCUCAGAAAAUGGGAUCAGAGCCCCCCAUCUAAGCAGUUGUUCUUGAUAAAGCGCUCAAUAUAUGGGGGCCUAUGUCAUUGUUCCUAGUAAGACUGAGCCACCAGGGGGCCCUGAGUUUCAGGGGUGCUGUCCUCCCUGCCCUGGAAGGUGUGAGGCCCAGAAGCUGCCUGCCUGACCCCUUGGUGUUCUCAGUCCCACCUCCAAGCUUUGCUGGGUCGGCCUCUUGUCAGGAAUGCCCUCCGUUUCCCAAAAUCUUCCAGGGUCCUUCCAGAAGCCUUCUUGAUGCCCUCCUCCCACCCUGCCCAUCCCAGGACACAGGAGUCCCCCAAGCCCCAGCCCCUGUGUCCUGUCCUAGUGUGGCCAGCUGCACUCUUUGGGUCUCAUACUUCCUAAUUAGGUUGGGCUGGAGGCAGAGACCAUAUGCCCUGCCUCCCCCAAGAGUUAAUUGAGCAUCCAGUUAAUUAUUCAUGCAGCAAAUGCUUACUGAGCACGGCUGUGACCCAUGUGCCAGGUGCUAGGAUUUCCACACCGUGCUAGGAAUACUGCAGUGAGCAAAGGCCAAGUGGUGAUUAAUGCAACAAAAAUAAAGCAGGAUAAGGAGAGGGAGAUAGCAAGAGCCAGUUUCCACAGGGGUCAGUGCAAGGCCUCUUUGAGGAGGUGGCAUUUGAGCAGAGACCUGAAUAGAGCAAAGGAACAAAUCAUAAAACUUACCUUGGAGAAGACCUUAUCCCACAGGGAGGGAACUGCCCAUGCAAAAGGAAUAAGCUUGCUAAAUCCGGGGAACAGCAAGGAAGAGUGUCCAGAGCAGAGUGGGCAGGAAGAAUAGCAAGAGACAAAUGUGGUGGUGGGCCGGAGCAGGCCAUGCAGGGUCUUGCAGAGGGGGGAAGGACUUGGGUUUAUUCUAAGAGUGGUGGUAGGGCCUUCUGGCCAGAAGAGGUCAAGAUCUGAUUUCCAUUUUCUAAAAAUCACUCCAGCUUCAGGGAGGAGAAUCGGCAGGGGGCGCACCGUGAUCAAGGCCAACUGGGGGCUCGUGUGCCUGGCACCGUGGGCACCACUCCCUCAUCUGCUCAGUAGUGCGGCGGGCUGGGUUUUGAGCUCCAGUUUUACAAAGCCAGAACUUGGCAGCUCAGAGGUGAAGGGGCUUGCCCAAGGUCCCCCAGCUGCAAAUCGGCUUUCCUGUGCCUCCUGCUGGACACCAGGGGACCAGGGACUCGCAGCACAUCAACCACGUGGUUGCAUGGGAUUCGCCCAUCGUGUGGCUUUGGCACUGGGCCUUUUCCCUUCCUUUCAACCAAGUUUCUCCCACCACGCCAGGAGGUGGGUGGGUACAUCAGUUUCUCUCGUGGCUCAACACUAUCCAAUAGAAAUAUAAUGUGAACCGUAUGUGUAAAUAAAUUUUUCUAAUAGCCGUAUUUUUUAAAAGGAGGGGUAGUAAUAGGUGAAAAUUUAAUAUUUGACCCACUAUAUCCAAAAUACGAUUUUAACAUGUAGUGAAUAUUUUAAAACUUUGAGAUCUUUUACUAUCUUUUGUACUAAGUUUUUGAAAUCCAGUGUGUAAUGUUACACUUACUGUCCAUCUGGAUUCAGACUAAACGGCAGUUCAAUGACCUGUGUGACAUGUGGGCCCCACCUGAGAGCUGGGGAAGGUGCUGUUCUCAGCCCUGGCCACAUGGGGUCACUGUGCCCACGCCUGAGCAUCCAGCAGCCACUGCGGGCAAACAAGGUCUGUGGCUCAGAUGGGGCCCUGCUUUCUCCAGCCACCUCCUCCCUGGUCCCCGUGCCCAGAGCUAGACCCCACGGGCUAGACACAGUCGGCAGAAAUCUUAAGGCCCCAUGUGAACACUGGAGGCCUUCCUUUACCUCAAGACCUGUUGUAUUCAUUCCAUAAAUACUUAGUGAGCACUUGAUUACUGACAGUAGUGGACAAAACAAAAACCUGCCUUCAAGGGAGAGGCCACGAAAGGAAAAUAAAUAGAAUAUAUGUCAGAGGGUGAUAAACCAGAGAAUGGCGCACGUCACACUUCAGUGGGUGUGGUGUAAGCCCUGGCAAUUGGGUUUUCUCUUUUUGUAAAGCCAGCACCUGACUUGAGCUUUGAUCAGGGAAGCCGACUCUAAAAAGGGCCAUCUCAGUAAGCAUCUUGCCAGCCACACGACCAGGUAAAAAGCCGGCUGCCUCCCGGAACAGAGGUUCCUUUGCUUUAGAGAUCCUGGCUGACUUCGGUAACAGACCUUUUGGGCCACUUGUUCUUUUUGCCCCUGGACUUUCAGUUUCUGCAACGACGUUUUAUUUUGUUUAUUUUAUUCACCACUAGAGUGAGCCUGUGAAACCCUAGGCCCCCAUCCCUGACCCCAGUAAAAGCAGAAUUCUAGCCCCGUACAUACCCCAUCAUCACCCCCGACCCUGACCUCACUGUGUGGCUACAGACAUGCUUUGUAUUCUCCAGGUUAGCUGCAGACAUGCUCUGUAUUCUCCAGGUCCUGUAGGUAAUAAACUUCUAUUUUUUUCCAAG
This is a messenger RNA of Manis javanica (Malayan pangolin), 4610 nucleotides long. RefSeq names its product cytoplasmic tRNA 2-thiolation protein 1. Gene Ontology annotation, cellular component: cytosolic tRNA wobble base thiouridylase complex; mitochondrion. Gene Ontology annotation, molecular function: tRNA binding. The record is from RefSeq and is a predicted model, not a curated record. Gene Ontology annotation, biological process: tRNA wobble position uridine thiolation. NCBI's taxonomy places the organism in Eukaryota, Metazoa, Chordata, Mammalia, Pholidota, Manidae.